Molecule: messenger RNA, 2800 nt
Organism: Megalops cyprinoides (Indo-Pacific tarpon)
Lineage: Eukaryota; Metazoa; Chordata; Actinopteri; Elopiformes; Megalopidae
Gene: rab41
Product: RAB41, member RAS oncogene family
Exons: 8
Coding region: 171-803 (210 amino acids)
Molecular function (GO): GTP binding; GTPase activity
Source: RefSeq, a predicted model, not a curated record
CCCGCCUUAGGUCAGCGCUUGUUGGAUGCCGUCUUCAUUGCUCACUGUAGUCGCUGUGCGGCGCUGACUUGCACACGAAAACGUCGGCGACUCAUUCAUCAGAGCAGUGCGCUCCUCUACCGAGAAAAUAUAGCUAGUAGCUAGCUAGCUCUGUGACUCAAAUUAAAAACAUGUCCACCACUACCGGAGGAGAGUUUGGUAACCCCUUGCGGAAAUUUAAGCUUGUUUUCCUGGGCGAACAGAGUGUGGGGAAGACCUCUCUCAUCACCAGAUUUAUGUAUGAUAGCUUUGACAACACCUACCAGGCAACAAUCGGAAUAGAUUUCCUAUCCAAGACCAUGUAUUUGGAAGAUCGGACGGUCCGACUCCAGCUGUGGGACACUGCAGGACAGGAGCGCUUUCGAAGCCUCAUCCCCAGCUACAUCCGAGACUCCACCAUUGCUGUGGUGGUCUAUGACAUAACCAACCUCAAUUCCUUUCAGCAGACCUCAAAGUGGAUUGAUGAUGUGAGAACAGAAAGAGGAAGUGAUGUCAUAAUCAUGCUAGUUGGGAACAAAACGGACUUGGCUGAUAAAAGACAGAUCACCACGGAAGAGGGCGAGCAGAGAGCUAAGGAACUGAAUGUCAUGUUCAUUGAAACCAGCGCAAAGACUGGCUACAAUGUCAAACAGCUGUUCCGCCGUGUGGCCGCAGCCUUACCUGGGAUGGACAGUGCUCCAGAGAAGAGCAAAGAGGACAUGAUCGACAUCAAACUCGAGAAGCCUCCAGAACAACCUGUCACCGAGAGCAGCUGCUCGUGCUAAUGCUCACCUACCCCUUCUGCUCCCCUUAAUAGCUUGUUUCUCAGUGGCCACUUGCACCAACCACGGCGAAGUGCCAUUGGCUGGAGAACCUGUUCCCGUUGGCUCAGUGACUUUUUCGGAGUAACCGUGUGGAUGUGCUAUUACUCUGUAUUUAAAUGAAUCAAGACGAAAAAAAUGUAAAGGUUAAAAAAAAAAAAAAAACCCAUGAAAUCACAGGAUAAGUUAAAUAAUAAUUUGUUCAAAAUAUAUAUUUCAACUGCAUGGCAUAUAUAGGAUUGCAGACUGAUAGCUUCUCCCACCACUCUUAAUUUCUUGCACUUUUUUGGAGCAACAUCAGUGCUGUCACAUUUGUCAUUGUUGUAAAACAAUAAGGUGGUUCAGUAUAUAUUCACAUGCGAAUUUAUAUCACAUGUUCAGUAUAUAUUCAGAAGUGAAUAUUAGAGAAGGCCUCUGCUGUCCUGAAAGAAGUGAUGUAUGUUUAGGGUUUUUUUUUUUUUUGGUUUUUGGUAUUAUUUUAUUGAUUAUGGAAAAAAAUGUGUUCUCAAUUGCUUGGCGCUUUACUUCUAAUCUUAUUUGGGAGUGUGAAGAGGGAGAACUAGCAAGUCUUUACUGACCAUAAACAAGGCUUCAGUUUCUAGUUUUAUUUGUAAUAAACAUUUUUUUUUCCAAAGUAGGACUCUGGGCAAAGUAGUCCAAGCCCAAUAGUUACACAAUUAGUACUAACAGGACCAAAAAAGACAGUUACAUGUUCUGAAAGGGGAUUUUCAUCUCAGACAGACUUAAUGUAAGCGGGUUCACAAUGUACUGCAUGCAUCAGUAUUGUCAUCCUAAAUGUUAGAUGCUUUUGAAAACUUUCUUUAAUCUGGGGACUUUUUAACUCAGGCUAUCAACAGCCAAAGAGGGCUAAACUUUGAAAGGGUAGGUUUGUAGGCAAACUACUACCAGUAAGCCAAGCCCAUUUUAUACCCAAGUCAUAUGGGAAUACUACAAAAGGAAUGUACUACUGACCAGUAGAGAAAUUACAUGUAUAUGCAUUUUUAGAAAAGGGAAAUGACCCCAGAUCCUCUUUAAAUUGUACUUUGAAUAAAUGACCUCGACAUUUCUGUUAAUGUGAACCUGUUGAAACUAGCUGCUUGUUGGCAAAACCCCCUACACUUGAAAAUCUAUAAAUAUAUCUAUAUAUACAUUUUUACUUGUAUUCCACCUUAUCCAAGUUGAGGGGGAAAUGUUUUCCAGAUGGGCUGAUAAAAAUAGGCAUAAGGAAAUGGGAUGCUCUUUAUCCCCCCCCCCCAGUCACUCUGAGGGAAAGGCAUAAUGCCCCAGUCAUCUCCCUUCUCUCCCUCCCUCCACAAUGAAAAGUCCGCUGGUUUAACACUAUUGCAGGGCUGCAUGCUAAACUUGCAGUAUUUUGUAGAGGGACAACAUAAAUGUGGUGCUUGUAUGUUCAAAUGCACAGUGCACUGAACCAAGCCACGGAACCACAGAGGCAUUAGCAGCAUGAUUGCCUGCUUUAGUAUUCAGAAGUUAGGGUUUGUAGGGCAGAUAGUGGGAAUUAGUCUUUCAAUGCAGCUCUUAGAUGUUGAACACCCUUGCUGUAAAUCCACAUGGAAAUGUAUAAACCUAUUGCUUUUGCUCAUAUGAGUCAGUUUUGUAUCUGUGGUUUAUUUUGUUAGCAGCUGAGAAUGACAUUGUUUGCUUGACCAAAUGACAGUUUAAAAAUUCCUGGGUUGAGAGCAGUAAUUUAUUGUUUUUAUUUUUUUUCAUUUUUAUUUUUAUUUUUGCCUGUCUGUUUUUGAAUAUUUUGAAUACUGUGCCUCAGAGUGAGGGCUGGGCCUGGUUAUUUUGUCAGUAUCAUGUCAACAUGGUCAUCUUUUUUCUCGCAGUUUGCCAGUGUUGCGUUGAAAAGGAACAACUGAGUUUGAAAGGAGAUGUAGUGGGCAGGAAAUGCAUUACUUCAGCCAUUUACCUUCAACACCCCCCCCCCCCCUUAACAAAAA